Molecule: messenger RNA, 563 nt
Organism: Kickxella alabastrina
Lineage: Eukaryota; Fungi; Kickxellomycota; Kickxellomycetes; Kickxellales; Kickxellaceae
Exons: 3
Coding region: 46-552 (168 amino acids)
Source: RefSeq, a predicted model, not a curated record
CUUCCUCAAUUAAAUUACUUUAACACUUUUUUUGGCUUAAUUACUAUGCAGCUCAAGUCUGUUUUCCUCCAGGCACUUUUCGUCAGCUUGGCAAUUUUUUCCUUUGCUAAGCUGCUACUAUUGACUGGGAUAGUCAAUAGUGUUAAAAGAGUUUGGCCGGUUCUCCGUAUAAAUAUGUUUACUAAUAUGCAAGCUAUCAAAACCUAUGCUGGCAAUGAAGCAUUUACAAAAGUAAUUAAUUUACUUGGCGGACCUUAUUUGCCUAUUUUGCCUAACCUCGUUAUUUUUAACAAAGUUAUUGCAAUUACCGGAACUGAUUAUAUGAAGUUAAUCAUUUCCUACCAUGUUGUUGUUGCUGCAGAUAGUAAUAAGUGCAAUCCUUAUUUCUCAGAAGUUGGUUCAGCAGAUAUUAACACCAUGACUGAAAGCUCGGCCGAGACCGAGAGUUUGACUGAGACUGAGAGCUCGACCAAAACCAAGACUGAAGAUACCUUAAAUAUUUACUCUGAGACCAGUUCUGACCCACUGCGCGUGUACACUAGUUCUGUGUAAACCUAGCAUAC